UCAACAGACACGUGCAGCUGCAAACACAUUCCAUGUUUAUCCAUUUGCUGAUCAUGUUAAACUGGCCACGGAGGUGUGAAAGUCUCAGCAUGGCUGUAGUGAAUGCUACUGAUCUGUGAAGACAACUUAAGUCACAGAUAGCUUUAUUGGACAACUGGCUGCCUUGGGUUUUGGUAAUACUGAUGGGAACCAGCUGUUAGUGUCUCUGUGUAAUUUGACUGUGGAAAUACUCUACAUAAUAACUUUUCUAUUGUUGGCAAUUUCAUCCACCGCUGGUAAAAGCUUAGUGUCUUAAUUUUAACGGGUGAUUAUCUGGUUGAAGGUCUUAUAAAUAUGACGUCGGCCGCCCAGCUGCUCAUCCAGACUUCAGACACAAUCUUGGAAAAUACAAUGUUGCUUCACGUCUGAGAAAGAAGUGACAGCAAGCCGAUAUAUAAUUAAUGUGCUCAUCAUCUGCAAACAUCUUAGCAAGUAUUGUAAUAAAAUAACCAAUUUUGUUAUUUUUUAAAUUACUGCUAACAUCCACCAGCUGCUGCUGCUGGUGCUGCUGUAACAUUUAUAGGUUUUCAAGCCUAUUUAGCCAAACAAUUUGCUAAAUGUUAGCAGGAACCUAAUAGAAGAUACUGUAAAUGUGUGCUUCAGGGAUAAACUAAUCUCAACUCAAGGUCCAUGUAUUUGCUUGUUUCAGACUGUUCCACCGUUUCACACAUGCUGAUGAAGACUGUGUAAUACAAUUGAAAGCUCAGAAGGAAGCAAAUAUAUUGAUAGUGUUUCCAGCUGUCAAGCUUAACGAUUUGUUUUUCUGAACAUUCUGGCAAACUCAUCCCUCCACACAGCAAAACAACGGUUUGAUGAAUUCAAAAGUUUAAAACAGCAGAUGUGAGUGUGAUAGCUCACCACCAGAUGUCGCUGCAGCUUCACCUUUGCUGAAGUUCAGGCCCAGACAAAAUAUUUCCAUGUCAGUGUGAUAAGGUUUUGUCUGAUAGACCUCUGAUAAGAUCUCUGGGGAUCAUGUUGUACAGAGCCAGAUGACUUGUCUGAGUACAGCGCAGUUCUUCAAAGUUUGACUCAUAACUUAAAAUAUAACAACAUAUACUGUGGUUUUUAAAUACAUGAACUCACAAGCAUAAUUCCACAUUCAAAGGGACAUGAAUAUUAAGAGAAAUUGAGUUUGACAAUCAUAAUCUAAAACUCUCAACCUGGUGCUAGUCGCCCUAUUUUCAUUUGCUACUGUACAAAUAUGCUAAUGAAAUAACGUUUAAUAAUUCUUUGUUUUAGUGGGACUGUUGGGACCCGGAGGUUCUUGAUAUACAUGCGAUGUUUUAUACUGUAUGAACUAAUGCUGGGACCCAUGUUCACCAUACUGACAUACUGAAAUAUUUAAAUCAUUGACGUAAUGUAAAAAUACACAACCACAGGAAAAAUCCUGCAGUCAAAAUGUUACUUAGGUUGAAGAACAGAAGCAAAAAGUGAAGUACAUUAAAUUAUUUGAAUAUUGAGCCCCCUAUCAAGGCAAGAGUCCAGAAACAGCUUGUCCUAAAUGAUCUGUUAUGACAGAACACUUUGGCCUUGUUCUGUCAUGAUCUGCCUGGUGAUUAAAAUAUCAAAUGCACUGGGUCAUGAUUAUAAAUAGGCUAUCUGUGUUACACUCCUGCCUGGCAAGUGACACAUAAGUUGUUUACAAACACACUGUUAUUAGGGAGACGUCGGGAGAGUGUAACUUCAACCGGGAACCGUUUUAUUGGUCACUGCACGCACACACACGCACACACACACGCACACACACACACACACACACACCUCCCCUCCUCCCUGCUCCUGUCGUCACCGCCCCCACUGAGCAGGGCACGUUAAAAAGCGGCAGUCUUCUGGCUGGAGGUCAGUUCAAGACCUUGAGGAGUGUGACAGACAGGAGGACAGAGUGGGACUUUACAUUUAGUGGCAAAUAUACAUCGUUACUGGAUAAUCUCAAAUUACUGGAAUUAUGAAGUCUCCAAAGCUGAAACCUCAAGGGAAAUUCGUCAACGAGGAGGAUCUGAACGACGUGCUGUGUGAGUUCGACGCGGUGAUCGAAGACUUCACGUCCCCGGUGGAGAAGCGACACUUCAGGUACGACGAACACCUGAAGACCGUGAAGAGGAGGAGCAGCGCCAGCGUCAGCGACAGCGGCAUCAGCGACUCAGAGAGUGCAGAGUCUCUCAACAGAAACAGCUUCAGCUUCAGCGAUGAGAGGCUGAACUCCCCCACUGUGCUCUCCCCUACCACCACCACACCUCCGCUCAUGUCACCAAAACCCAAACUCGGCGACACUAAAGAUCUGGAGGACUUCAUCGCCGACCUUGACAGGACAUUAGAGAGCAUGUGACACGGAGGCUCACAUUCAUCUUGGAGUCGAGCUUUGGAGGGAGUGGAUGUCUGGGCCCCCCUUGAGCUGCUAACAUGCUCCCGGCCCCCACACUGAAAACCACCCAACAGGAUACAACUGGAUGGCACAGCAACUUCUAAGCGGCUCCACCACGACAUCAGGUCUAGCCAGCACUCCUAAAGUUAACCCAGCAGUGUCUUCUAACUCCAGGCCAACUGGCUACUGGGCUGUAAGGACUGCAAGAAGGGUCAAAAUUAGCAUCGUAGGGAACCUGAGGACAAGAAUCUUAGCUGCCAUACGGUAACAGACUCCAUGAAACGUCGUGAGGAAUGGAGACGUGGAAUAUAUGUUGCAAAAAGUCACUGGAACAUUUAUCGUUAGAAUCCCAAAUCAUCCCACCUCACAGACCAGGUUACACUCCCUCACCCAAAAUUUAAGCUGGAAGAGUAUUUAAAAAAAGCUUUUUAUAAUAGAAAUAUAUUUGUAAUUUUAUAGAGGUCCUUAUUGUCUUUUUUGUGAAAUAUAUUUUUGUAUCUUAUGUAAAUAAUCUUUGUUUCAAAUUCUAUUUGCCUUGGUAUUAAUUACAGGACGUUCAGAUUAAGAUUUGACGCUCGACUGGAAUAAAGUUGGAUACAUGCUUAAAUGUGAACUGCAAGCUUAAUCCACUCUGGAAAAAAACUGGAAAGAAAAGUUUGUAUUUAAUACAGUUAAUGUCUGCCAGAGAUAUUAAAGUAUGAAAUGUUCUUGUAGUAA
Messenger RNA from Micropterus salmoides (largemouth bass), 3118 nucleotides. RefSeq names its product regulator of cell cycle (gene rgcc). The transcript is spliced from 5 exons. The record is from RefSeq and is a predicted model, not a curated record. Gene Ontology annotation, biological process: regulation of cell cycle. Bases 1985 to 2365 code for a protein of 126 amino acids. NCBI's taxonomy places the organism in Eukaryota, Metazoa, Chordata, Actinopteri, Centrarchiformes, Centrarchidae.